AUGGAAGUUCCCAAAAAUAAAACUAGAAAAGAGAUAGUAAGUGAAGUAGUACAAAUUGGAAAAGAAGUACCCGUGUUAAAAACUGGAAAAAAGGCUUUAAAACAACAUCUGCAGAUAAGUAAUAAAAGCAGUAAUUUACCAAAUACAUUGCAAUCGAAUUCAAAGAAAGGAAAAAUGGAAAAUAAAUCUCAAAAUAAAACCAAGCCCAAGAAUAAAAAACAAGCCAAUUCGGAUACAUCUAAUAAAGUUAUUUCUAAAACACAAAAACAGAAUUCUCUUCUACAAUUGGCUGCUUUACUUCAAAAACAAUCGAAGGAUGAUUCUAAGAACUCUGCUCAGAAGAGACUACAGUCAUUUUUAAAGUAA
Messenger RNA from Lucilia cuprina (Australian sheep blowfly), 366 nucleotides. RefSeq lists its product as uncharacterized. The record is from RefSeq and is a predicted model, not a curated record. Bases 1 to 366 code for a protein of 121 amino acids. Lineage: Eukaryota; Metazoa; Arthropoda; Insecta; Diptera; Calliphoridae. The transcript has a single exon.